Messenger RNA from Seriola dumerili (greater amberjack), 2484 nucleotides. It is a transcript of the gene cunh2orf42, whose product is annotated as chromosome unknown C2orf42 homolog. Gene Ontology annotation, cellular component: nucleus. The coding region runs from base 119 to 2071 and encodes 650 amino acids. The transcript has 8 exons. NCBI's taxonomy places the organism in Eukaryota, Metazoa, Chordata, Actinopteri, Carangiformes, Carangidae. The record is from RefSeq and is a predicted model, not a curated record.
GGAAUGGCGACGGUCGAGACGUUUUUGGAGGCCAGAGUCGAGCUGGAUUUGACCAAACAGAAGCGGAUCACAGGAAUCCCGUCACUUCCAGCUGAACUCUCAGUGAUAGCGUCCCAGAAUGGAGCCUGAGGUGACGGCGUCGUCAUCGUCGACGCUGGUCUCGUCCUCCGCUCCGCAGACCUCGACCACUCAGGCCAACCUGGCAGCAAAACAGCGAGACAGCAGGAAGACCACAUCCACCACUCCCGCCUUUCUCUCCAACCUGGGGAGGGCCACCCUGCGGGGCAUCCGCAAGUGUCCUCAGUGUGGCGUCUACAACGGCACCCGUGGGCUCAGCUGCAAGAACAAGGCCUGUGGGGUGUCCCUCAGAAAUGCCUCCGCGGGGGCCAGAAACGGCAAGAAGUGUGCAGUGGAGGUGGUGAAAGUGAUAAUAGACAGUGAGGAGAGAGGCGGGAAAGAGCGCGAGGGGGGAGGAGUCCUGGGCGGCGGCUCGGGCGGAGGAGUCCAGGUGUUUUCAGUGUGUCACAGAGGAAGAGGAGCCACGUCUACACAGCUGGGCUUCGUUGAGCUGGUCCCCACUGACACCGCCAUAGCGACAGGUGACGGCGCCACCCUGCUAACCCGCAUCAACCUGGGCCGCUGCUUUUUGCCUUCCUGCAGGCAGGGUCAAAGGUCAAAUCAGGGUGAGGCAGAAUCGGCGACGGCCAGUUCCAAACAGUCCUCCGACAGCCUCUGCAUCCACAUCAAGCAGGCCAUCGAGUGUCAGAGCCGCGCCACGCCGCUGACCUUAAAGAGCUCCGUCCUGGAGGGGCUGCAGGCCUCCAUCCAGGCCAGGGAGGAGCUGUGGAGGCUGGCCACCGAGUCUCCGGGACCCCUGGUGCAGCGCGUUUCAAAAGACACCCUGGUGGUGAAGUGCCACACGGAUUCCCAUCAUCCUCUGGGCCUGCUGCAUCUCACUGUGGGUGCAGGUGGACUGUCUGAGGCCUCGAAGAGUGAGAGGAGGGGCAGAGAGACGCAGCAGCAGGGCGUUUUCCACUGCGCCUGUCAGGUCGGCAGCAGCGGCAGAAGAAAUAAACCAGGUGCUGAUGGAGGAGGCGGAGCCACCGGCUCUCAUCCUCCUGCCGGCUCAGCCACGCCGCAACCCUGCCUUCACUUCUACGCCUGUGUGUGUGCCUUUGCCAGCGAUGAGAAACUGGCUUCAGAGUUCGCUGCUUUCAUCAACUACACCCCCAGUGGUGUGCAGCAGAGUGUUUCCAGUAGAGUAACUGGUCCCAGUGAGAAACCUCUGCAGCAGGCCGAACCAGUCAACUCCCAUCACAAAGUGAAGAAACUUCGCCUGGAUGAGUCUCUCUCUGGGAACACGCAGGCUGUGGACGAGCGGACUGUCACGCUGGGUUUCCAUCAGUGGCUCGCCAGUGUCACGGAGAGGAUCCACCAGACGAUGCACUACCAGUUUGACGGGAAACCACAGCCUCUGGUCUACCACAUUCCCCAGGAGUUCUUCAACGCGCUGCAGCACCGCCUGUCGCUCGGAUCCAAGAAGAGGAGGCUGCCGAACUUCACAACAGCGUUUGUGAGAAACGACGGACUUCCUCUCGGCUCGUUCUCCAAGUACACCUGGCACAUCACCAACCUCAUGCAGGUCAAACGCAUCUUCGACACUCCAGAGUUGCCUCUGGAGGUCUCUCAGAGUUUUGUAAAAAACGUCGACGGCUCGUAUUCACGUUUCCGCUGCCCCGAGCCGCCGCCUGAACCAGAGCUACCAGACGGAUACAGGACAGAUCGGCCACAGGCCAUCCGACCCAUGGAGCUCCGCACCUUCCUCAAAGUCGGACCAGGCACGGCCGACCAGAAGGAGGCCAGUCCGUUCGUGAUCGAGUGGAUCCCGGACGUUCUCCCCCGCUGUCAGAUGGGAGAGCUCAGGAUCGGCUUUGAGUUCGGCCACCAGCAGAGCGGUCAGCCGGAGCACUGUGACAAAACGAGCGUGGCGGAGAAAGGGGGUCGGAACAAGCCGGACUCCACCCAAUCCAAACACACGAAGGCUGUUGAAAUCCUUCAGGUGGUUGUUUAAAGGCUCUUCAGUCUCUUCCUCAUCAUCAAUCAUUGAUUUUUAACUUCAACACUUGGUCAUUGAGACGUUUCUGAUAAGGAUUGAUAUUUCUCAUUGACAUAUACAGUGGGACUCACCCAUAUGUCCAUGUUACAUAUGCAGUGUUUGGAUAAUCAAUAACCACGUCCAUUAUACAGUAUAAUAUUGACCAGUACUCAUGUUAAUGCCUUUUCCUUAAUACUAAAUAUGCACACAGUAUCACACAGUAAAAACAAAACAAAAAAGGAGGUAUAUUUUUAAAUAUACAAUAUAUAUAUAUUUUUAUAGCAAAUUAGCAAAACAUUUUUGACAAAUCAUACAACCAGUUAAGAGCAUUUUAAAAACAAUCAUGUAAAAUUAAUGGAAAUAGAUGUUCAUCCAUUUCCUGACUUUUC